Molecule: messenger RNA, 1271 nt
Organism: Scatophagus argus
Lineage: Eukaryota; Metazoa; Chordata; Actinopteri; Scatophagidae
Gene: commd2
Product: COMM domain containing 2
Exons: 6
Coding region: 267-869 (200 amino acids)
Source: RefSeq, a predicted model, not a curated record
CUCAUAAUCAUUUCACCAUGAGCCCCGGUCGGCGAAGGUGAAGACGAGUGCGUUGAAGAGGGUUAUGAAGCCCAGAAGAUGGCAGUAAUGCAAAAAUAAGCAAAGCUGAUGCAUUAAGACACAGAAGAAGAAGAAAUUAGCGGUUGAGGAGGAGGAUAAGAAGAAGAAGAAGAAGACGCGAGAGAGAGAGAGAGAGAGAGAGUCCAAAUCGGUUUCCGGGUUAAGGUAUAUUUGUUAAACUGUUGAACGGGAUACAACCGUUCAGGAUGCUGCUAGUUUUGUCUGAAGACCACAAAGAACACCUCUCUUUCCUUCAGAAGGUUGAUCUCACAGUGGUUGGAGAGUUUGGUCGCAUAGCACUGGAGUUCCUAAAGAGAGGAACCAGCCCCAAGAUCUAUGAGGGAGCAUCCAGGAAGCUGUGUGUUCCUGUGGAAAUGGUGCAGCAUGGAGUGGAGGGCCUGAUGUUCCUGCUGACAGAGAGCUCCAAAUACACGAUCUCUGAAGUGGAUUUCAUGGAGUCAGUGUUGGUUUUGGGAUUUGGUGAAGACCUUAACAAUAUCCUCUCACAGCUGUACCUGCAGCAUCGCAGUCAGAUUCGCAGCAUCCUGAGUCAGCUGCCCUCCACUCUGCCUAUUUACCACAGCCUGGAAUGGAGACUGGAUAUACAGCUGGCGAGUCGUUCAGUCCGUCAGCAAGUUGUUCCCAUACUGAUGAUGCAUCUGCUCAUGACGAGAGGUAAUGACGGCAGCAGCAGCAUGAUUCUCCAGACAGACCUCAGUACCCUCCUGCACCUCAUCUCCACACUGGAGACUGCUUUGGCUGCUAUGAAAACCAAUCACGCUCGCCGCAUAUUACGCAACAUCAAAUAACCCAUCUCUUCUGUGUAGCAUGUGCCUCCUGUCACCUACAGAAGGUUGCAUUUAUACCUGGAAACAUGAAACAGUGUCUGUAUUCUUCAGCACAAUGUUGAAUGUUUCUUUUGAUUUGGUUCUGGAUGUUAAGCUACGUUUUCCCCAUCUGACUGGCAAAUGGUUCUCACUUUAAUACUCUGAAAAUGUGCCAAAUGGUAUGAACUGUAUUGCAUUUAGGCUUCUUGUAAUGGUGCUGAUGUUAUUUUGAAAAGAAACACCAUUCUUAUUGUAUGUUAAAGCUAUAGACAUGAAGGCACUGUGUCAACAUUUUAAUAGAACAGAAUGAAAGAAUAUCAUUGACAACGACUGCUUUACUUUUAUUGUUGUGAAUAUGACAGUAAAGAAUGUGAACAUGUCUCA